Molecule: messenger RNA, 804 nt
Organism: Brenthis ino (lesser marbled fritillary)
Lineage: Eukaryota; Metazoa; Arthropoda; Insecta; Lepidoptera; Nymphalidae
Source: the annotation of a GenBank genome assembly
AUGUUAUUUUACAGAUUGAUAGGAAGCGCUUUAGUGUUAAGAAUAGCUAACCUUUAUAGCAGAGGUGUGAUGGCAUAUAGUGAAACUCAAUGCGACAAUAAGAUAGGCAAGAAGAUGAACUAUUUAACACAGAAGAAUGCUAUAGCAUUAGAUCAGGAUCUUUUUAAUGAAUAUAAAUUCAGCGUAGACCAGUUAAUGGAACUAGCUGGAUUAAGUGUAGCAACAGCUGUUGCAAAAGUUUAUCCACAUUCAUCAUACAAAUCUGCUUUAAUUAUAUGUGGACCUGGUAACAAUGGGGGAGAUGGCCUUGUAGCAGCUCGUCAUAUGAUUUUAUUUGGUUACAAAGUAGCUGUAUAUUAUCCUAAGCGCACUCCUAAUCCGUUGUAUGAAAACCUGCUUUUGCAGUGUGAAAAAUUUGGUGUAAACAUUAUUGAUCAAUUACCUCCUCCAGAAAACUUGAAAAAUGAAUAUAAUAUUCUUGUAGAUGCUCUUUUUGGCUUUAGCUUCAAACCACCAGUUAGAGAAGCAUUAAAGCCUGCAUUAGAUGCCUUAAUAACUUCAGGGCUACCUGUAUGCAGUGUUGAUAUUCCUAGUGGUUGGAAUGUGGAAGAUGGUCCAGAAUCAGAAAAUUCACUUAAACCAGACUUACUUAUUUCCUUAUCUGCUCCUAAAUUAUGUGCUAAACCUGAAAUAUUAAAGAAUGCUAAGCACUUUCUUGGUGGAAGAUUCUUGCCUCCUGGAAUCAUUGAUAAAUACAAUUUAACUUUGCCACAAUAUCCAGAUCAAGAUCAAGUGGCAGAAUUA